UUUACACUUUUAGACAAACCCGAAGGUGCAAGGCUCACUACCAAUGUUUCAAAAAAUACUGUCACUGAAGGAGACACAGUUACAUUCAAUUGCAAAGUUAUGGCUGCUCUGCCUCAAGUGUCAAUUUACAAGUUCUAUUUCAAUGGCCACCUCCUAAGUGAGAACAGCAACAAUGAGUAUACUCUCAUUAAUGCCAAUCGAUCUCAGCACUAUGGCGAGUACAAAUGUAUCCCACAUAAUGACGCUGGAGAUGGAGCAGAAGCCACUGUGAGACUUAACAUAAAUGGUUGGUAGAAACAUCUUUGAGCAUUUUUGAGUACUUUGGAAUUGUAAUCCAAAACAAAACGUUUUUUACCACCUUACAUUGCGUUAAAAUGAGACCUUGGUAUUCGGGUUGCUCCCCCCCACAGGCUUUUCCUGGGAGUAAUGGGAAUGACCACAGAGUCUGAGGUGGGUGAGGGGAAGGAGAAAAAAAGUCUGGGGACGAGGCAAAUGUUGUGUGGCUUUACAGACAUCUUUGCAUUGCUCUCCAGCUGAAGAGGUGUCUCCCUCGAAGGCAUCACUCAGCUUGCCACACAAUGCUCCUUCCCAAGGUAGUUGGGAAAAGUGCUGGUGAAAUUUAACCAGUGCUUAAUGAUGAAUGGGUGCCUAAUAGCAAAAGUUGUGCCUGAUGACAAUGAACUGGUGCCUUAUAAUGAUGGACUUGUGCCUAAUAAUGCUGGACAGGUGCCUAAUAAUGAUGAACUGGUCCCUAACAAUGAUAAACAGGUGCCUAAUGAUAAAAACCAAUGCCUAAUUAUGAUGAACUUGUGAAAAGUGUUAAGGAAACAAGCCUGAUAAUGAUUUACAAGUGCAUAAUAGAAACAAAACAAUAAUUUGGUGGAAAUGGCAACCCAUGGUUACCUUAGAUUGUCGUCAGACAUAAGAAGUCUGAAAGUUUAUGUAGUUUUUUUUUGGAAGCCUUAGCAAGGUGGUACAUUUAAUUGUGUAGCAGAAUACCUCAAAUUUAGUUACAAGUUUGAGAUUAAUCUUAGGUCUGAUUUUGUUUUUUUUUAUUUAAAAAAAAAAACUAUGACAUUGUUCUAAAGCAAUUAUCCUGUGUCCGCCAAAGGCCGUGACUUAUGCUUUUCACUAGAGUAUUUUAAAACUGAUGCAAAUUCUGAUUGGCUGACGUAGUGAACGUUUGUUUCCUUUUUUGAUAUUUUUUUAUGUAUGAGCUACAUUUUAUAAUCUUAUCCCUACAGCGUAUGAAGUGGAUGAUUUUAAACCAAAUCGCACUCUAAUAUUAUGGUCUGGAAAUUUUGUUGUUCCUCUCUUCUUGCCUAGUUGCUGUCCAGUUUACAGAAGUGCCACAGAAUGUAACAGUUCAUACGUCCACUCCUCUGUUUUUGAGUUGUGAUGCUUCUGGUUUUCCUCAACCUAAGAUAAGAUGGGAAAAAUGUGGGAUUAAUUUGUCCCACAACAAACAGCUGAACAUCCCCAGUAGUAAAAGGAAAGAUGCAGGAGAAUAUGUUUGCAUUGCAAGCAAUGGAGUCGGACAGGAAAAGACAGUAAGAGUUUAUGUCACUGUGCAAUGUAAGUCUUUUUUCGGUAUGUCGUUCAAAGCUGCCCCUGCAGCUGAGUCAAUAAUACAGUCGAACCUAUAUUAAGAAGCGCCAUAUUAAGCGGUCACCCUGUAUUUAGUGGUCAGUUGUCAAAGUUCCCAAUUUUUUUCUCCUUAAUCGCUGUUAUUUUCACUUUUUUUUAGUUGUCACCUCUAUUAAGUGGUCGUGGUCACCUUUCAGUGAGUGAUUGUACUGUCUUCCACCUGUAAUGAACGGUUGCAUUAAGCGGAACCACUCAGUUAAAACUAAGAAUGAGUUUUUGAGUAAAAUUCAAUUCAUUUUUAUCUCCCGAAAUUAGUGGUAGAAUAGGGUUGGGGCUAGGCUGCAUGUAAGCGCUAUCCUUGUAGUUAAGCCCCCUGCAUUUUUUUCAGUUAGGUUGGCUGGAAGGUGGACAUUGAAAACCUAAUCUCCAGGUUUUUGCAGCCUCUCCUAGGCCUGCUGAUUUGGACUUUCAACCACCCUCCAACCAAAGGGUGUUCACGCGCUAGAUAACGUAAAUUGACCACUGUAAAGAGUUAAAAAGCUGACGUAUCUAACGUUAGCUCUUCGACAGAGCAAAGGGCUAACACUUGAAACUCUUUGUAACUCACUUGAAAAUACUAAAUAACCCUACUUUUUACUUGAGUUUUGUAGUGCACACGAAUCCAAAUAAAUGGGAUUUUCUGAGUUACGCACUCGAUCGCACGUGCGCAUUACUUUCUCUGUUUCCCCGAUACUUACGUAAUGGCUAUUCAUACCUUACCCUGUUUUGGUCGGACAAUCAAAUAUUUCCGGCUUGAUGAGUUAUUGUUAUUAAUACUGUUUUUUAUAGGUAUGGGCUUCGCUACGCGUUUCCCGCCCUCUGCUAUUGAAUCAAUGAAAUAAAUUAAUUAACUUUCUGAGUUACUUUUUGUGAAGGCUUGAAAUUAAUUACGAACGGUUUUUAGGCCGCGAGUCAACCCAUUUAAUGACACAAUUUCUCUACUAAAAAUUCAUUUCUAAACCAAUAUUUUGCUGGCGUUUAAAGCAAUUCAGGAGAGAGAAGGAAAAGAAAGGAUUAAUAAGUUAUUUAUCGGCUUGAGGUCGUGACCCACAUCUUUGCUUAAAAAUAAUGCCCAGCCGGCAAAACGGCUGAAACAAAAAAGUUAAAGUUUGGAUCGUUCAGUGCGACAAAUGUUGCUGCGUAUUUUUGCCUUGUUCUAAAGAGUAAUACUGUGGCAUAUUUUUCCUGUUCUCAUAACUUCAUUUAGUAAAAUGACACAGUGGAGGGACGAUAAAGCUCACAAAUAUUCUGAUUGAUAUGAAGUAUCGCCAAUUAUUUAUUAAAUCGCUUAUUGCAUUGGUAUUUUUUCUUAGACCCGCCCACAAUUCAAAAUGUCACUACGUCAUCUAAGAAGUCUUGGAUUGGCCAGACAGUGACUUUGAAGUGUCUUUCUGAUGGUGUUCCUACACCAACACUCUCUUGGUACAAACCUGAAGGAAGUGAAAUAAACAGAAUCAGGGCCAGAGAAAACAAAGUAAAAGUGCCACUCGGGGAUGAUCAAGAUUUUGGUCAUUACAUGUGCAUUGCUGCCAAUGGACUUAUUCCAUCUGAUGGGAAAUUAAUAAAGAUAAAUCAGAUAAGUAUGUAAAAAAGAUCAGUGUAUUUCGAUAUGAAGAAAACUAUAUAUAGGGUCCGAAUUUUGCUCAUUAUCACUGUUUCAGGUGUAUUAGAAGUAAAAGCCAAAUUUUCUUACAAAGUACUCGACAAGGUAACUCAUUCCCUUCGUACAACUCAUUCGAUUAUGUAAAGUAUAAUACGUGCGGAUAAUUUGCGAGACCCAUAGGUGUGUGGAAAAAUUUAAGCUUAUGUUCAACCAUCGAAUAAGAGAUCUAUCAUUCUACUAUUUUUUCAUUUUCUAACAAUUUGACCGCUGAGAUUUCGACGUUCAUCCUAUGUGGCCUUAUCUGAGCGUUCCGUUCGCAAUUUUUCCCCUCUAUAACAGCAUUAGACCUUCACAAAUUUUUGCGUUCGUUACCUCAAUGAGGCAUACUGAAAGGCCCAUUAGUGGAAUUAUGCCAGAUAUAGUCAGCCUGAUCACUUGGUGGAAAAUGCACCCAUAAUUUAAAAAAAUAGGAUUUACAGUAAACUGUCGACACCUUGCCCUUUUUGACAUCCUCCCAUGCGUGUGUCCACAGGAAACUUCCUCCACCAUGGACUCUUAAUUGUUCCUCUUUUUAUCAGGCUCUUGGUUGAAUUUAUCUGGUAGCCACAUGUAAAUUAAAUUGUGAUAAUCCAAUGACAUUCUUUGUGGUAAUCACCCAAAAACUUUCUCCUUCCUUUUUUUUUUUUUUUUUUUUUUUUCGUAAAAUGAUUUUUUUAUGGCACUAUGUAGAGAAACCAGGGAAAGCAUCAAUCAAAUCAUCUGAAUCAUUAAUUCAAGCAACUUUUAUAACAAUAAGAUGGACUGCACCAGCUGAUGAUGGAGGAAGUCCGAUUACAGGAUACCGAAUGAUCUUACAAAAGGGUGAAACUGAGAUAGAAAAGGAUGAUAUCACCGAUCCUGGGACGACAACCUAUUUGUUUCGUGGUUUGGAGAAAAAUACCAACUACACGGUGAAACUGUUUUCCAGAAAUUUCAUAUUCGAGGGAGAUCCUACUGUAAGGACAAUUAAGACCAAGUUUGAAGGUGAGGAAUCACAAGUGAUUUCGUUACUGAGCACUUUGCACUAAUCAUUUUGCUGCAAACGUAGAUUUGUCCCAGUUUUAACAAUGUUAUCUGCUUGCCACAUUAUAAGAUUUUUGAUUUUAGGUGUUUGUCUCCUCCUUAGCGAGUUUCCUUUCCCUUUCUAACAGUUCUUUGAGAGGUACCUACGUUUGAAGAAGCAUAAUAAUAAAUAAACCACAGGUGAACAUAGGUGAGAACAACCUACGCGGCUACAUUUCGUAAAUGCUAAACGUUUUACCAAGUAUUGCUUGCCUUUUUUUUUUUUUUUUUUUUUCAGUUUUUGAUGUUCACGUUUCAUAACCUAUUGGUGUAAAUAAACAACGACAACGGCCGCUAGAUAUUUGGUUGGAUAAAGUUUUUCUAAACUCCUACCGGCUAUGUUUGGAACACCCAACAACCAACUUCUCUUUAGUCAGUGAGAAGAUUUUCACACAUCGGUUGACCAAGAACUGAAGUUUGAAGAAAUGGUCUUUCAUGAAAAUCUCUUUUAAUAUGCUAAUAUUAUGGUUAAAUCUCGUCAAACAGUUUGUGGACGGCCUCGAAGAGUCCUCCGUAUAUUUUCUUUAAGAUGAGAAAAGUAGAGCGCAAAAAAAAUUAUGACGCACGAAGAAAGUUUGAGAUAGCUAUUUAAAAGGCCAAAUCACGAAAUUAUUCCUCCUGCUUAUUAUUAAGGUGGAUGGAUAUCGUUUCCUUAAAUACUGACCAGCUAUACUCAAAGUGCUUAAAAAGAAUAAAACCUCCAUGGGUCAAAUAGCUAUCAGGAUUUGUUACUAAUUUAUUGACAUUUUGUGCGCACUUCUGGACACUUUCUUCGAAAAACAUUCCAUAUUUUUACACAUGUAGUACUUCUUGUGUUAACGCUAGGUUUGUUUAUAACGAUUUUGUUUCCAAACUAUGUUACAGACUUACAAAUCAGCAGUUCAAGAGCCAAUUCCAGUUAGUAAUACCUUCAGUAAAAUUAUACUCCUCAGUAUAAAUUAUAGUGUCUAUCGAGGGAAAAUGGCGGCGGUUUAAAAUUCACAUAGCUUGUUUUCAUUUCGCAGGGAUAAGCCCAAACCAAAACAAUUAAGGUUGCCGUUUUCAGGAGAGUUUUUUUCGAAUCACUCAACCAAAAAAGUAUUAUGGUAACAAGUAUGAAUUUAGUAACUGAAGCUGAGCAGCCGUAAUAUGGCUACGAAGUUCGUCGCACCUGUUAUCGCUUUAGCGCUUCUUGUCAUCGCCUCCUCAGUUGGCAAACUCCCUGUAGAAAAAAGCUUGUUGUCUCAACGGAAAAACCCGCGUAAGCUUAUGUUUGCAGAAGAAGAGUCGUAGCCCUGGACAAUCAAAUGGCUUGGGAAGCGGAGCAUGUGCAUUCAGUUUUACGCUGUGUCAUUGCCGAGUGCAUGUACUAAGUCAUGCGCAAUGUCAAACUUUGAAAAGCAGAAAAUAGUUGCACACAAAGCGAGUUCCUUUCUGUAAUUACAUGCCACAAAUGAAUGGCGAAUUGCAACGUCGUCAAUGCAUUGGUCCUUCAUUUGAUCAUAUGUAAGUAGCAAUGCGAGUAGAGGUCAAUAUAUCAUUCAAAUUCACCUUGUAAAUGCAGACUUGUCUUAGGCUACAACAAGUUAUAAGAAAUUUCACCCUGUUCGUGUUGUUGACAUCAACCUAGGAGUCCCAGACGUGGUCGAAAUAGACGAACUGCCAGGUGAAACAACAGACGAUACAAUUACCCUAAAGUGGAAGGAGCCAGAAAGUAAUGGAAAAGUUAUUACCAUGUAUACAGUGUACCAAAGAGUAGUGACUGAUGGAAAAGUGGGACAGUGGACAGAAAUAAAGAAAAUCAGAGAUGUUUCUGUGAGAAAAUUGAAAAUAGCGUUGGAGAGAGGAAAGGUGUAUCAGUUUGCCAUUACUGCAACUAAUGAGCUUGGUGAAAGCCUGAAACAAGAGAAAGCAAAUAUCCAACAAGUCAAGGCAGAAGGAAGUAUGUUCAAAUGAAUAUUAUUUUCCCCUUUUAAAGGUUUAUCCUUUUCUUUUCUUAGUUUUCAUGCCCUCUCCGUCUCAUCAAUAUCGAGGUAUUUACGAGUGAAUUCUUCGCUUGCAGAAACCUGAAUCAAUGUGAAAAAUUUCACUUAAGUCGCAGUUGAUGUUUGUGCGCCAACUAGGGGCCUAUAAGCUGAUGUACGAGAAAAUGUUUUGCAGUGCAUUUUACUACAUUUCAGUUAACAAGUUAAUUAAAUAAUAAUAAUUAAACGGCAGCAGUUACACUCACAGCCGAUGGCUGUGUGAUUAAUAUCAAAUUCAGAAAUUACAGUCCUAUAGGGGACUUAUUUAUAAUGACAGGGAAGCGACCCUUGACAUGCAAACGCAUUGCAAAGAGACAGAGCCAUCCAUCAGGCGUAAACAGGGGAGUUGGACUCCGGGGUCGCUACGUUGAUCUCUGUAUCUACACUACUUUUUCCACCAGAGAGGAACUCUGUUGUUUUUAACCACUGUCAUUUACUUUCAUUCAGCUCUAAAAUAGAGUUUUUAUCCCCACAGACGGCUCGGAAAGCGCAACAAAAUGUAAGAAUAACAAAGAAAUUGUUAAAUGACUUAAAUGUCACAAAGCAACCAGGUGCAUAAUCAGACAUGGUUUAAUGCUACUCUGGUUUCAAUUAACAAUUGGUUCAUACGUCAGCGUGUGUUCAUCGAGAUAUGAAGCACGCGGGAAGUUUGGAGAGCACGAAAGAUGUGUAGGAGUUGCUCUAGCUUCUUGAGUGCUCUUCAAACUUCCCAAGUGCUUCAUAUCUAGAUGAACGCACAGCUGACGUAUGAAACAAUUGUUUUAUAACAUUUUCAAAUUUUUUUCUCAAAGAGAUUUGUUUGCUGACGUCAUGAGUGUGCCCAAUAGGAAUAUGAAGCACGCUCACGCAAUUGAAUUUGAUUAGACAAAUUUACUAGCUAUGUUAUAAGAUUUAAUGAAUGAAGUUACAACUAAUAAUACUCCUGAUGAGAAGGAGCCAGCGACUGGUUUUGCCGUUAUUACUUACGUUCAUGGUGUUACAGAACCCAUCAAGAAAAUUUUGAAUAGCCACAACGUUUAUGUUGCUCAAAAACCUUUUCAGACCUUAGAGCAUAUUUUUGCCAAACCUAAGGAUCCUAUCACAAAUGAACAACUAACCGACGGUUUUUAUUCUAUUCCGUGUAAUGGCUGUGAUCACAAGUAUAUCGGACAGACCAAACGUCACUUUGGUACACGUUUAAAAGAGCAUCAAAGAGCGGUCUCCUCUUGUGAAAAAGAAAAUUCAGCUUUGUCGCAGCAUACAUGCCUAAUUAACCAUCAAUUGGGUGGGACAAUUCUAAAAUUAUCACCUCUUAUCGAUGUUACCACCAGCGCCUUUGUUUGGAAGCCUGGCAUAUCAACUCUGCCCACGCUCCGUUAAAUCGUAAUGAUGGCGGCUUACUGCCUGACGCAUAUUUACACCUACUCAGAAAAAAGAGCAGCUAAUUAGUGAGCGUGUAAAAUGACCUCUUUGUGCAAAGAUUCGAUCACCCCUGAUAAAGGCACUAGACAGAAGUGUUGAAACGGUGGGUCUUUGAAUUGUAAUUCGGUUACUUUCAGUCCAUUUUACAGUUACGUGCUUGUUUGCCUAGCCUUUGAACAGGAGUGAAGCUGAAGAUGACCUUGUUAUGAUAAAAAACCAUGCUGCUUUUGAAAUGUAAAUGACUUUGUUAUCAUACUAACUAGAUACUGGUCUUUAUCACAACAUGGUCAACUUCAGCCUGACCCCAAAUCAAAGGCUUGGCAACUAAGUACACAGCUGUAAAAUGGGCUAUGCAAUGAAUCUUUAAACCAGAGUAGCAUUAAAUCAUGUCAAAUUGUUAAAUGUUUACACGUUUUCUUCCGAGAACGGACUUUUUCUAAUUGUAUUCCGUAUCUGUUUAAUUAACAACCUAUUCCUGUGAGUGACAUAUUUCCAGGUUUUUGUUUUUGUCCUUGUUGCUGUUUUUAGUCAAUUAAACAAAAUCCGUUACUUUUAGAAAUCAUUAUCGAAAGAUUAGCACCUUACUUUUCUUUAGUACCUAGCCAAUGAGAGUUAGUUUUCGGUCCUUAGCCUAAGCUAUGUAGUGAGAGUAGUUUAUCGGCCAGGAUCAGUGUGAAUGUUGUUUGAAUGUUACUUGAUCAAGGUUUGUAAAAUUAAUCAUUUUAGGUCCUGAGGAAUGUAACUGCCCAUCAAAUAACGUCUUGUUGGCCAUAAUUGGGGUUCUUGCCUUCACAGUCCUUCUUCUAAUUAUUUACAUAAUCUGGCUACAUAAGAAAGGUAGGUAAAAAAUCAUAAUCUAUGUUAGAGGGUUUGGCUGAAAGAUUCAUUUUUAUACAAAAGCAAAUUUUGACCCACAUCCCCAUCAUUUGUCUUUUUUUCCUUUCGUUCUUUUUCAGGCGCUGUAGGGAAACAGAGGUAAGAAUUUGCUGCCACUUGGAUUGUGUCGAUGUAAUGUGCCAGAUAUGGUUUCACCUUAACACAAAAAUUUUACUUAAAGCUGAUAAAAUUCUCAGCUUUUUAUAAAUAUUCGUUUGCUUUCUUAAUUGUAGGACUUAUGAAGAUGAAAGAGGUGUUUAUGACGUAAGUAACAGCAAAAACAUUGAGGUUAUGUUAGUGUGGCCAGAAAUUAUGUAAUCUCACAUAACAUUUACUUUCUACAGGAAAAUAAACGCAUGCAACAAAUAAGAAGGGAAAAAAGUAUAGUUCUACAAAAAAAAAGCGUAUUGCAUUCAUGGAAGAUACAAUGAAAUAGGGGAGCAAGUUAGACUCGAGAAGGUCUUUAUCCUGUGAUCAUGUCCUUUACCAAGCUACUCCAUAGAUUUUCCUUCGAUUUUUCCUGGUUCAAAUACGUGGCUUCACCUCAUAGAUCGCUAACUGGUCUGCACCCGGUUGAUAUUUACUUUAUAAAUAAUUGUUUUCGCGCAUUUUUGGUCGUCUUAUUUUCUUAAGGCCUUAUUUUCUAAACGUUAGUCUGAGAGCUGAGUACAGCAAGAGUUCUUUUUGUACGUGUAUGUCAAAAAAUUGCACCACCAAUCGACAAUCUUCAUGUUGCAGUUUGUAGCUUCGGCAAAUAUGCUAUGAACCUCGAACCUCGAUAACUCCAUUGGAGCAAAGGUCACUGAAAAUGUUGGUAAUAAUAAGGACAACAUAGAUUAUAAACUAUUUGCUACUUUUGUUAUGCAAGAAUGUAAAGGUUUGUCUGAUGGAAAUGGGUGAACUGAUUUUUGUAACCAUGUGGAACUUUUUACUGGGAUUAAUAACAGAUUUGUAUAUGAAUACCUUAACUGUGUGUUGGUUUAAUAGAAUGAAACAGGAUUAGAUAAUGAACCAAGUCUACCCGAUUCAAGAAAACUCACCCAGCCUCCUGCGGAAUACAUGGAUCUCAUAGAAGUCAACAAAGAUAAUAGAAAAGCACAAAGAACAGCUCCAGGUGCUGAUUAUGUGCCUCUUCAUCCGUUAACACGCUCCUGGGAAGUUCCAAGACAUCACGUGGCCAUAGAAAAAAUCAUUGGUAAAGGUGCUUUUGGUCAGGUUGCUAAGGGAACAGCAGAAGGACUUCGAGGGAGUCCUGAAACGACCACAGUGGCUAUUAAAAUGCUGAAAGGUGAGCUUUUCUUACCAUAAAUUGAAUGACAGUCUUGGCCUACAGCCAUUCAGGAAAUGUUACUGGGUCACCGUAUUUUUCUUAGUUAUUUUCCAUUUCAUAACGUAUGUUAUUAUUUUGGCAUUUCGCAUAAUCUUCCCUUUAAUCAAAUUCUACUCCUUGUUUUUAACGCUCCAGCAAACGCUGCUGAAUCGGACAAGAGAGAUUUGAUGGAAGAACUUGACACAAUGAAGCAGCUGAAACCACAUCCUUACGUCAUUAAACUUCUUGGAUGUGUUACAGAAUCUGGUAUGCUUUGGUUAUGCGGGUUUAUUUUGUUGUACCCAGUUUGCUUAUGAUUUACCCUUUAACGCUUUCUCGCCAUUGAUAAUUUGCUUCAAUGAAGAGUCACUGCUUCACAAUUAAGCAUAAUAAAAACCAUCGCAUAAGGUAAUUUUAUCUUUCUUUAGCCAGUAUAGACGGUCCUGGAUUUACUGAUAGACUAAGACCAAAUAUUUGCCUCUGGACAGACCAUUUUGUUGUAUAACUAGAAACGCGUUUUGUAAGAGAAUAUUUGGUCUGUACCUUCCUAUGAGACCGUUACAUGGUUUUUCAGCUUUUCUUUGUAAAACUACAUCUUGUUCUCGUGCGAUUUCUUCAACAGUUUUAACCUUGACUGGGCUAUUUAUUUAUUUUAUUUAUUGCUUAUUUUAUCUGAGAGAGAGAUAUAUCAAUUAAAUUGCUUAAUUUCUUCAGAACAGCUGUUGGUUUUGAUUGAAUAUGUGCCCUUUGGGGAUCUGCUGGGUUACCUGAGAAAGAGCCGUGGAUUAAAAGACACUUACUACAAAGACCCGGAUGUUAAACCACAAACAAAUCUGACAUCACAGCAGCUGAUGAAGUUUGCAUGGCAAAUUGCUGAUGGAAUGAGUUACUUGUCCUCAAAAUCUGUAAGUUAAUUGUGUCUUCACAAGAUCACGCCCGGGAGAAGCAAACGUAUUCUUACCGUCUUGUUGACGCUAUUUUUUGUAGGGCUGGGAACCCUCACAAUCUUGACGUCAUCAUCUAAGUUUUACCUCAAAGUGUGAAUGGCGAUAUUUGUGCAUCGUUGCAAAUGCACCCCAUUGAAAUAAAAUAUCUGGGUUUUUCUCGUGUACGCAAAGGCAGAGACGUGAAUGAAUAGGAUCUUUUUAAAGAUAUUCAGCGUAAACUAAGUCUACAACAAAUUUGCAAUUCAGUGACAAGAAAGAAAAGGAAUGAAAACUUGAAAUUUAAAGAUUCGUCUUUAGUCGCUAAACUGCCAGAUUACAAAAUGGGCGUUGUAUGAAAUGACUACGUAUUGCAGAAAUAAAGUAGUUGCUUCUCUCGGGAAUAUGACGCAGUAAUUAUAAUAAAUUUAAUUUUCUGCCCUCUGGAAGAAAGAGAAAUACGCACACCAUAUUAUGUUGCUAGAAAUUUCUAUUUUCCUACCUGAACCAUUUCAUUUCAGUUCUUUUUCUUCUGCGGUCGCUAAUUUUUGCUGUUGCACCAAUUCUUUCUUAGAUCAUUCACCGAGACCUUGCGGCCCGUAAUGUGUUAGUUGGACAAAAGGAAACGUGUAAAGUGACAGAUUUCGGAAUGGCCAGAGAUGUGCAGCAGGAAAAUAUUUAUGAACGAAAGACUAAGGUAAUCAAGAAAGAGGGGAGGUGGGGGCGGUACCACAUAUCGUUCAGUUUACUGAUCUUUCACAAUUAUUGUUGUUGUUAUGCUGAUAUAUUCCUGAUUUUGAUCAUGAAAUCUUGGAUGGGACCCUAAUGAAAAAACUAGCCAUGCGUAUGCGAGUAAAAUUUUAAAUAUCACUGUCUUUGACCAGUCGCUUCCUAUAAUUUUUGAGCUGUUUCACAAAGUGAUAUUUAAAAUCUUUAGGGCCGUCUUCCCGUGAAGUGGACAGCUUAUGAGGCCUUGUUGUAUGGUAAAUAUACCACCAAAAGUGACGUGUAAGUAUACCCGAUUACUACCCUUAGCAAAUUUCCAAUAAGUUUUAUCAAUUUUUAAUCAGGACAUGAAUUCUAUGCUUUGUCAAAGAAUACAUAUAUUUUAGUUGUCGUAUAUAAUGUUGAUGUCUUCAGUCACCUAAUCUACAUUUGUUUGAUUUGUCAUUCUGCAGAUGGAGUUAUGGAGUUUUGCUGUACGAGAUUUUCACCAUAGGUAACAUCGAAUGGAAAUUUAUGAGGAUAUGUUUAUUUGUUUUGUUUGUUGUUGUUGUUGUUGUUGUUUUUUUUGCUGUAUAUUUACAAGGUAUCGUGUUCAGUUAGACAAACGUAAUGGGCUUCCCCAUGCAACCUUAAACUCCAUCGAGUGACUCAGAUGGUGUUUCAGUGGAGGUCAUUGUUUCGUCACAUUCAUAUUUCGAUGGUCUUGUGGUUCUUCCAGGCGGUUCACCUUACCCACGAAUGGAUGGAAGAAAAAUUGCAAACUUGCUUCAGGAUGGAUACAGGAUGCCAAAACCACAACACGUCGAUGAAAAAUUGUAAGUUUUCUUUGUUAACUCGUUCUCCCUUAUCGUACAAGGAAACGUUCUUUAAAUCUUUAGCAAAUCAUUUGAACAAUACCAGGUAUCAGAUCAUGAUGAAAUGCUGGAAGAAUGACCCAGAUGCAAGACCAACUUUCACUGAAUUGAAAAAUCAGCUUAACGACUUGCAAACCCUACACAAGGUGAGAAUUUUGAUCAACAUGAAAGUUUCUUUUCACAAAGGACCGACUGGCUUAGGCUCAGCUUAUUAGGGUUAAACUUAACAGCAUUGAACCUAGAUAGCGUAAUAAUAUGUACCCAAUUUUACGAAGUUUGGAUCGUAUCUUCUUGUUAUGUCACUGAAGCUAGCACUCCACGAAAAACAGCAAGGAGGCGAACUAGAAGGUCUCAAUGACAAUUGACACUUUGUGGUUAUUUAAAAGAUCAUAGGAUGAUUGCAAAACUGCAUUGAGACGCACAAAUAGAAGCAGACGACGAGGCUAUAAAACACUUCCUCCUUGAAUUUGUUUUGGUGUGAAAAGCUGACGACUCGUGAGGAUAACCGCUAAUCACGCAGGAGGAACACUUUUUUAAUGAUGCUGAUUAUUAAAUUACUUUUCUCUACAGAAGCUGAUCAACAUGACAAUGUACGACAAGCAGUUGUAUGCAAAUGUCGAAGAUUUAAUGGUGUAG
Pocillopora meandrina is the source of this 13058-nucleotide messenger RNA. The record is from the annotation of a GenBank genome assembly. NCBI's taxonomy places the organism in Eukaryota, Metazoa, Cnidaria, Anthozoa, Scleractinia, Pocilloporidae.